UGAAACUCAGACUGACGUGGCGAGCGCCAGGCAUACAAAGAAAGAUGGCGGUCGUUUCGUGGGCAUCGGUAAUUUUAGUCUUUUUCGGGUUAGAUUUAACCCAGGGCCUCUAUUUCCACAUGGGAGAAACAGAAAAGAAGUGUUUCAUAGAGGAAAUUCCAGACGAAACAAUGGUUAUCGGUAAAUACAAGACACAGUUAUAUGAUGAAAACAUCAGAGAUUUCCUUCCAUCCAGUCCUGGUAUAGGAAUGCAUGUGGAAGUGAAAGAUCCCAACAUGAAAGUUAUUCUAUCUAAAUAUUAUGCAUCAGAGGGAAGAUUCACUUUCACCUCACAUUCACCCGGUGAACACCUUAUCUGUCUUCACUCAAAUUCUACUCGAUGGUCUUUGUGGGCAGGAGGAAAGCUGCGCAUUCAUUUGGAUAUUCAAGUGGGUGAACAUGCCAAUGAUUAUCAAGAAAUUGCUGCCAAAGACAAACUUACAGAACUCCAGCUUCGUAUUCGUCAGCUGUUAGACCAAGUAGAACAGAUAAGCAAAGAGCAGAACUAUCAGAGGUUUCGUGAGGAGCGGUUUAGAGCGACCAGUGAAAGUACCAACCAGCGGGUACUGUGGUGGGCUCUGGCACAAACUUUGAUACUCCUUGUCACUGGAUUCUGGCAGAUGCGUCAUCUAAAGGGAUUCUUUGAAGCAAAGAAACUAGUUUAAAGAAAUUAUACAAGUUGUUUUAAUUUGGGCUGAAGGACAGGAUCCAUUGAGCUCUCUUUUACUGCCUGCUCCUUAUGUGGAUAUCAUUUGCAUGGCUUUCUAUAAUCUCAAGAUGAUAAAAUUCAUCAAAGAGGCUUGAAGACAACAUCACAAAUGGAUUUAAUUACUUUUGAUUUCACUUUUGUUAUUACCUUAUAGAAAUUUGUUAUUUCUUGCUUAAUCCUUUAACUCCCA
Molecule: messenger RNA, 938 nt
Organism: Pocillopora damicornis (cauliflower coral)
Lineage: Eukaryota; Metazoa; Cnidaria; Anthozoa; Scleractinia; Pocilloporidae
Product: transmembrane emp24 domain-containing protein 4
Source: RefSeq, a predicted model, not a curated record